CUACCUUAAACCGUUCGAACAAACUUCAAUCACCUAUGCCGAACUAUGCAAUAUCGAGUAAUCAGAGUAAUCAGAGUAUUGAAAAACUUUUAAUGUCUCCAGAAGCAGAAGACUCACCAGGUAUUGUACACAGAAUACAGAUGAAUGCUGCCAAUGUUGAAAUGGAGGCCACACAACCAGUUAAGAAGACACCUAAUCUUUCAUUGAUUGAAGAAAAUACUGAACAAAUGUCAAGCUAUGUUUCAACACUUGAUUGCAAAAAAUCCUCAAACCUCGAUUCUCUCAAACACCAACAAACCCCUUCAAUUGAUUCCACCAACAUCGAGCUGCUGCACAAUGACUCCUCGAAAGUCCUAGUUAUGUCAAAACCGAAAAAUUCUACCACCCCGAAAUCGAAGGAUCUCUCACAGCAGCCCUACAUCAUCAAGACUGCCUUAAACAAGUUCAAAGGGGAAGACGAACUGAGAAACUGGCUGAUGAAUUCAUCGAAGCAGAAUAAUAGGAGUUUUGAAGCUUCGCCCAAUAAGAAGUUUAUGAAUAGCAGCAGGAAUGACGAGGUGAAGCAAAAGAGUUUCGGGUUUUUGAGUGGACAUGUGGAAGAUGAUGACAUGAACGAGAAAAAGAAGUCGUUUAGUGUACCAAGGACACAGAAAGCUGAUGACUCUAUGGCUUCAAUAAUGAAUUCACCAGAGGACUCAAGAGCUGACGAGAACUCCCUAAUGGGUACUCCUGUUAAAUGUGACUCCUUACCAAGUACUCCUCAAGGUAUCAGGAUGCAUGAAGCAGUGAGGAAAUGCCCUUUAUCAUUCUCUAACACAAUGACUGGUCCUAAUAUCUCGAAAUCAAUGAAGAACACCCUCCACAUAUCAGCUCGACAAGAUGAGCACAGCAACAAAUGGUCUUCAGCAGAAGAAGAGUGCUCUGCAGACACUUUUGAGAUCAUGGAACACAAGCGAGAGAACGAUAAGAGUUAUGCUUCUGCCAUCGUGGAUAAACAUUUGGGCAGAGACAUCAUUGAUCCUUUUAAUUCGGAAUUGUUGGAGGCAUUUUUAAACAGGAUGGGAUUUCCGGAGAGAGAUGAUGAUAAAUAUGUAUCUGUUAACAAUGUGGGACAACCUAAGAGCUCUACUAGUUAUUGGGUGGGGCCUAAGGGCUACUCAAUUGAUAAGGAGUUGGGGAAAGGAGCCUUUGGAUCCAUUUAUAGGGCAUUUGAUCAACAAACAAAUGAGACUGUGGUAUUGAAAUAUCAAAAGCCUGCAAGGAUCUGGGAGUAUUAUAUCUGUAGAGAGAUUAGGAAAAGAAUUAUUAAUACUGAUAUGUUGCCAGGAUACAUGCACGUAUCUCUUGCCUUGGUCAGUCGAUCAGCAAGCAUUCUGGUGUCAGAGCUAGGAAAACAUGGUAGCCUUCUAAACUGUUCCAAUAAAGUCAGGCUGAAGACUUGCAAACCUCUCAAUGAAUUGGUUGUGAUGUUCUUUGCUUCUCAGCUGCUAUCACUGGUGCACUAUUUACAUAAAGCUGAUAUUAUACAUGGAGACAUCAAGCCAGAUAAUAUUUUAGUUAUGGAUGUACCUACUCAAACAACACACAUUCCAUGUCUACAGUUUAUUGAUUUUGGCUGUGCUAUUGAUAUGAGCCUUUUUCCUAAAGGCACGGAAUUCAAAACGGUAGUUUUUGGAGACUAUUUGCUGCUGCCGCUAGAUGGUUUUUGUAGACUAUCUGAUGCAAUAGGUAGUUCUUGGAGACUAUCUGAUGUAAUGGGUAUUUUUGGGAAUUAUCUACUGCUGCAACAGGUAGUUUGUGGAGACUAUCUGUUACUGACAGAUGAUUUUUGUAGACUCUCUGAUGCAAGAGCUAUUUUCCAUUUCUCUCAAUUUUCAUUUCUUUCUAUUUUAAAAGGGAUUCCCGACAAGAUCCGUCGCUCGGCCUGGUUAGCAUUCUCAGGAGCAGCUCACGAGAUGCUCUCACAUCCUGCAGGUCAUUAUCAGGCUCUGGCAUCUCGAGCCAUGGUCAAUGGUUCUUUUGGAAACAAUACCAAUUCAGCACCAGGAUUAACUCCAACAGCUGCUGAGGAAAUUGAAAGAGAUCUGAGGAGAUCUUUGCCUGAACAUCCUGCUUUUCAAAGUGACAUAGGUAUAUCAGCCCUCAGAAGAGUCUUACGAUCCUAUGCUUUAAGGAAUCCACGAGUAGGUUAUUGUCAAGCAAUGAACAUUGUUUGUUCAGCUUUACUUUUACAUUGUUCCGAAGAAGAAGCAUUUUGGCAUCUGGCCACUGUCUGUGAGACAUUGUUACCUGAUUAUUAUAAUACACGAGUUGUUGGAGCACUGGUUGAUCAGGGUGUACUAGAGCACUUAACAUGUCACCAUUUACCAGCAUUGCAUGCUCGACUGGAUCAACUUGGUAUGAUAAGGAUGAUCUCAUUAUCCUGGUUUUUAACAAUAUUUUUAAGUGUGAUGCCCUACGAAAGUGCUGUCAAUAUUAUGGACUGUUUUUUCUUUGAUGGAUCCAAAGUUAUAUUCCAGGUUGCUUUAACGAUACUGGAGUUGAACCAAGAGGCUUUAUCAAAAUGUCGAGACGAUGGUGAGGCUAUGCAGUUGCUGAGUGAUUAUUUAGAAGGCGUUUAUAAUGCUGAUGGCAGAGCUGUUAUGAGGAGUUCUGGACAAAACAAGAAAAAGAGUAUAUCAGUCCAGUCCCUGAUUUACGAAUCAUAUUCCCGUUACGGAAUCCUUACCACAGCCUGCAUAGAACGUCUACGCCUCCAGUACCGUCUCAAGGUUGUCCAGCAAUUUGAAGACGGUUUGGAAAAGAAUGCCAUCAGGAAUGUGAAAGGAGACGGUUACUUUACAACUGAGGAAUUGCAGGACCUAAUCAACAUGAUUCGUGAGGAAUACUUGAGGUCGUCAGGUUCUGCAAGACCCUGCUCAAUGAGCAGUGACUUUGAUACGUCCAGACCUGCGCACGAGGCUUAUCGGACUGAUUUUGAAUUGUUCAGGGAGAUUUUUGAGAUUCUAUCACCUUGGGGCAGAGGGAAGAAGGGUCACAGGAUUGCUAGGAGGCUGUUUAAGUUGAUGGACUCCAACUCAGACGGUUACCUCGAUCUUCGCGAACUGGUGACAGCUUUGGGCAUGAGUUGUUGUUCGGAAUCAACAAGACGUCUACGUUUAUUAUUCCUGUUACACCAGCCGCCCCUGGUGACUCCUCAAGAUGUCAUUGCAAGUUUGAGGACACGGGAUCACGUCGAGGGUGAAGAGAGUGAGGAACGAGAGGAAGGGGAUAGUGUUGAAGAAGCUGCCGAAGCUGUCAGCUUUUUUGAUGGGGCUUCGGUGACAAGUGCAGCAGGAGAUUCAACACCAAGUGAAGAAUUUAGCAGAGCUACUGCUGAUUUUUAUUCACGAUCAGUUAGUUUAAGCAGUAAUUCAGAUGUGAUGGACAGCCAACAACAAAUCCAAUUAAACGAGUUACGAACAGGAUUGUUAACAGAUUCACAUAGGGCUCCCGAGAACAAUCGUUGGGCAAAGAAGAUGUCUCAACCUUGUUUCGUUGAUAUGUGGAACACUUUAUAUGAUAUGCUGGAAAAUGAGACAGAGGUUGCAGAGAUACAUGAUGCUUUGGCAACAGUUGGUACUUUAUUACUAAAGCUGGGUGGUGUCAGUAAAAUAUUUUUCAUGGAAAAAGAAAGCCUCGAAGCAGUUCCUAAACCUGCAGAAUCAAAUAAAGAUGAUUUGUUAUGUGAUCAAACCCCCGACAAGAAUGGAAAUCCAGUACUUGAACCCCCCAUCCAAGACCAUACAUCACUGGACAAAGCAACAACAACAUCACUCCUAUUCGAAGACCAGUCUCCAAGCGAAAUGGAUUUAUCCAGUCACAAAUCAACAAUAACAAAUACUCAAACCGAUGAUUAUGCUCUCCAGGAAAGUAUUAAUAGAAGCGAUAUGUUGAUCAGUACAGAUUCUAACACUAGUGAUGUAAAUAUGGGAACAUCACAGAGCAGUAAUUCAUUGUCGAUGUACGAGACGGAGUGGGCUAUUUCAUUUGAACAGUUUUUGGCGACUGUUUUGACAUCACAACCUUUGAUUGAGUUCUUUUCGAAGAGGUAUCAACUGUCGCAGGCUUUGGGGAGCUUGAGACAGAAGAGGUUUGGAGUAAUGCAGUAAUAG
Ctenocephalides felis (cat flea) is the source of this 4154-nucleotide messenger RNA. Its product is annotated as TBC1 domain family member 9B-like. Gene Ontology annotation, biological process: protein phosphorylation. Gene Ontology annotation, molecular function: calcium ion binding; ATP binding; protein kinase activity. NCBI's taxonomy places the organism in Eukaryota, Metazoa, Arthropoda, Insecta, Siphonaptera, Pulicidae. The transcript has 18 exons. Bases 36 to 4151 code for a protein of 1371 amino acids. The record is from RefSeq and is a predicted model, not a curated record.